GUUUAUUUACUUAUUUUUUUAUUUCAGUCAGUUGUCAAAUACGGUUUCUGUCGAUAGGUUAUAUUCACCGUGCGGCGUGUUUACAUAUCGUUUAUUAAAAUGUUCAGUAUCGUAACGAAUAAAACAUCGUGUUUAUAGUGUUUUAUGACAGAAAAAAUAUUUAUUAUAAAUUAGACAAUAAACCACACUUUUUUAUUUUACCAUAUUUAAAUUCAUGCAAAGUAAAAAUCCCGUUGUAGUUCGAUACUUGUGUAAAAAAUGAUUUUUUAGUAUAAUUUUGUUUAUAGCGUCUGUGUUUAAUAAUUAAAUAUUAAAAAUGGGUUCGCGACAAAAAGAUAUAGAGCUGAGUCCUGUUCGGACUGAAGGUAGUGGCAAUUCGAGUAAAACGCCGACACAGAAUGCUGCAGAAAAAUUAGCAGUGCCGGUUAACGACGAGGAGGAUGUGAUAAUUGGUAGAUUUAGGAAGAUAAGCUCGGCUAAAUCGAUGGCAGCCACCAACGGAAAUAUUCAGUAUCCCAGUGAAGUGACGCCUAAGGGGGAAGAUGUUGAAGCCGGGCUGCAUUUCAAUGCAAAGGAAUCGACUGAAAAGGAUAGGCUUCUAUCAGACACGAACGGGGCGGCUGUUGUGCAGCCCUCAACAUCACCACUUACGAAGAGUAGUUUUCGAGAUGUAGAGAAACCAUCAAGGUUUAGAGACCAACCUUCAGCAACUAGGUUUCAAAUGGAGGUAGAUAAGCCAGAGGACGCCACUGAGGAAUCGGACGCGUCUGGUCUGGACAGCGACGACCCACUCACUGCUACUGACACCAAAUAUGGCAAGAGCUUCAGGCAUUUCACCCGCGAGGCUCUGCCGCGAUUGGACAACUACAGGAACGUUCUCUCGCUGCACGCCGCACCACGACCCACCCUCGACGAACUGCACAACGCGUCGCUCUCUAGAAAGCCUGGUCAAACAUUGGAGAAGGAUCCAGACGGCGCUCCUACCAUAGGAACCUCAAACGUCAAGUUUGGAUGGAUCAAGGGUGUGCUGAUGAGAUGCCUCCUCAACAUAUGGGGGGUCAUGCUCUUCCUGCGCUUGUCAUGGGUCGUUGGACAAGCAGGCAUCGCGCAGUCAAUGCUGCUGAUACUGACCACCUCGGUUGUGACCACCAUCACCGCGCUCUCCAUGUCCGCCAUCAGUACCAACGGGGUCAUCAAAGGAGGCGGUACAUACUACAUGAUAUCGCGUUCCCUCGGCCCCGAGUUCGGCGGCUCCAUAGGCCUGAUAUUCUCGAUGGCGAACGCCGUGGCCUGUGCCAUGUACGUGGUCGGUUUUGGGGAGUCGCUCAUCACACUCAUACCGGAGUCCAGUUACAUGGUCAGCAAGAGUUGGGAUCAAGCAAUUUACGGUUGCAUAACAAUAGUUCUCUUAACCGGGAUCGUAAUGGUGGGCAUGGAGUGGGAAGCGAAGGCCCAGAUCGUACUGUUGGUGAUACUGUUGGCAGCUAUUGCAGACUUCUGCAUCGGAUCUAUCAUAGGACCUAAGAGCGAUUUGGAGGCCGCCCAAGGAUUUGUAGGCUAUAACAUGACGGUUUUACAUGAGAACUUGUGGUCGGACUACCGGUAUUAUGAAGGGGUGGAGCAUAAUUUCUUCUCUGUAUUCUCCAUAUUUUUUCCCGCUGCGACAGGCAUAUUGGCCGGUGCCAACAUAUCCGGUGAUUUGAAGGAUCCCCAGAAGUCAAUACCCAAGGGCACUCUGCUGGCGAUACUGCUGACAACGUUUUCAUACCUGGUGAUCGCUAUAAUCGCGGGCUGGUCGGUGAUGCGCGAUGCGACUGGUGACCUGAUGACAAUGGUCGACGUGCCCGCUUGCCGGGCCAACAGGACUUGUCCGUACGGGUUACACAACAGCAAUGAUGUGAUCCGGCUGGUGUCCGCGUUCGGUCCGCUGAUCUACGGCGGGUGUUUUGCGGCUACGCUCUCCUCCGCUCUCGCAUCGCUUGUGUCCGCACCUAAAGUAUUCCAGGCGCUGUGCCAGGACAAGCUGUACCCGUAUCUGGAGAUCUUCGCGAAGGGCUACGGGGCGAACAACGAGCCCGUGCGCGGAUACGUGCUCACAUUCGUCAUAGCGACCGCUUUCAUACUCAUGGGCGGUUUGAACCAAAUCGCGCCCCUCAUCUCCAACUUCUUCCUGGCCGCGUACGCGCUGAUCAACUUCGCCACGUUCCACGCCAGCCUCGCCAGGCCUGUCGGCUGGAGGCCCACGUUUAGAUUGUACAACAUGUGGCUGUCAUUGGUGGGCGCGAUGAUGUGCGUGGCGAUCAUGUUCGUCAUAUCGUGGUCCACGGCGCUGAUCACGUUCGCCUUCCUUCUCAUGCUGUACCUGCUCGUCUCUUAUAGGAAACCUGACGUCAACUGGGGCUCGACGACUCAGGCGCAGACGUACAAGACGGCACUGACCGGAGUGUAUCACCUUAACAGGGUCACCGAGCACGUGAAAAAUUAUAGGCCACAGAUCCUGGUGCUGUCUGGCUUCCCGGCGGAGAGGCCGAUUCUGACCGACUUCUCGUACCUGCUCACAAAGGGCCUAUCGCUGAUGCUGUGUGGACAUGUGCUGCAGGGCCAAGUGAGCCACCGCGCGCGCGAAGCUCUCACCAACCGCGCCUACCACUGGUUCGUCAAGCGGAAGAUGAAGGCAUUCUACACUGUAGUUGACGACAGCGGCUUCAAAGAUGGCGCCAGUGCGCUUAUACAGGCGAGUGGUCUCGGCAAGCUGAAGCCUAACAUCCUGAUGAUGGGCUUCAAGGAGGAUUGGCAGAGCUGCGAUCGGUCCGAGGUCGUCGACUACGUAGAGGUCAUGCACAAGGCGCUGGAUAUGCACAUGGCCCUGAGCGUGCUGCGGGUGGAGGGCGGCCAGUCCGCCGGCGCCGCGCUGGACGGCGACCUCCAGGAGUACCUGCAGCACCUGGCGCAUCUCGCGCCCCUCGACCGGCUGGACAGGGAGCGUUCUAUGGGAGACAACCACAAGGAAUCUAAGUCUACGGAGAGCUUGAACACACAGUCAGUUGGUAGCAGUCUAUCCGACGUGUCUAUGGGUUCGCCUGAGCUGCGUCGCGCGGGCGUGUCCGACGACCCGGCCGCGCUGUCCGCCGCCAAAGAGUCGGACAAGAAGUCCGAACACAAGGAGAGCAAGGGUCUGGGCAACGCGGUGAGGCGCGCGUUCGGCGCGGGCGCAGCGCGGCGCGCGUCCUCGUUCACGUCCGUGGAGCAGUUCACGCGGCGCCGCGCCGGCACCGUCGACGUCUGGUGGCUCUACGACGACGGAGGUCUGACGCUCCUGCUGCCGUACAUCCUGUCGACGCGGCGCGCGUGGUCGACGUCGCCGCUGCGCGUGUUCACGCUCGCCAACAAGAACACCGAGUUGGAAAUUGAGGAGAGGAAUAUGGCGUCUCUCCUAUCCAAGUUCCGCAUCGACUACUCAGCGCUGAAAAUGGUGCCCGACAUCACGAAGCGGCCGCGUGACUCCACACUCGCCUACUUCGACAAACUGAUCGCGCCGUUCAGGUCUGAGGACAGCAGUGACAACACCGGCAUCACGGAAGCGGACCUGGUGGCGGCGCGCGAGCGCACGCACCGGCACCUGCGGCUGCGCGAGCUGAUCGCGGCGCAGUCGGGCGGCGCGCGGCUGGUGUGCGUGACGCUGCCCAUGCCGCGCCGCCGCGCCGUCGUGCCGCCGCCGCUCUACGUCGCCUGGCUGCACGCCAUCGCCACCGCCGCCGACCGCGUGCUGCUCGUGCGCGGCAACCACGCCGCCGUCCUCACCUUCUACUCUUAGCUCCAAGUGGCACGAGUACCCGCCGGCUCGUAUCCGGCUCCAAGGGUUAUAUGUAUUCUAUUACAGAUUCUAAACACUACAUAUAUGUUUUACAUUCCAUCUUCUAGCGAGACUCGGACUUGUGCAGUUGAUCGUGUCCGGCUCGAAGGACUAUGUGCACGAUCUAUUCUGGUACAAAACUACAGUACUACAUUUCAAGUCCCAGCGAGACUGGGUUUUGUCAAUUUAGUUGUAUCCGGUUCGAAGGACUAUACUCGAUUCAUGUCACACUUUCCGACUCGAAGGACCAUACCUACCUUAUAUUGUUUAAUCACUAGCGAGACCUCACUCGCUUAUUUAUAUCCGGCUCGAAGGCCGAAUUUAUUACAAAGUCUUGUUAAAUGAAUCAUCAGUAUUGUUACGACUUUAAUUAAGCAUUACACGCUGAUAACUUCUUUUUAUUAUUAUAAAUACAAACUGUACCCGUGUAAUUUUACGCAGAAUUGAGAAAAAUCUCAUAGUAAUAUGUUAAUUAAGAAAGUUAAAGCAAGUCAUACUAAGACCUAGUUCGGGAAUUGUUUAUCUUAAACAGCCAGCCAACCUAGACGAGUAGUUCAAACGGUUCUAUCGAGAGAAUCGAUACGGUUAGCGCCCGCAUGGGAAAGAAUAAGGAUCGGAUAUUACCAUCUCAUAUUACCCGCAUCGGAUAUUACCAUCUCAUUUUCAAUCGACUUUAAAGAAAAGAGUUUCUCAAUUCGGUUGUAUAUAUUUUAAUACCGGUUUUUAUUAUGUUUGUUACCUCAUAACUCCGUCAUUUAUAAACCGAUUUGGAAAAUUCUUUUGUUUUUUAAAAGGAUAUAGUUACAGAUUGACCCUAUAGAAUUUUUAUCAAAAUCGGUACAGUAGUUUAGUUUUUAAAUCUGGUUUUGCUACAUUUGAAGUCUGUAUUUUUGUGGAAGUAAAUCUACUUGUAUCGCACGGGUUUGCUUAGCAGUAACUACUAUAUUAUCAAUACAUAUAUAUUACCACUUGGAUAGGAAACUAACAUUAGAACUAUUUCAUACUUCGACUUGAGACAAAUAUUUCGUCUCAUAUAUAAAUUAAACAAGUUACCAUGGCAACGUGCCCGUGACAUAUAUAGCGUCUAUAGGUUACCGUAACCCCGUUUACCAUCAGACGGGCCGUAUGUUUGUUCAUUACUAUAUUAGUAUAAAAAAAAACUUUUAACAGUAGACUUUUGGGGUCCAUUCUGAGGCGCUGUUUUUCCAAACCUAUCUCUAUAAUAAAAAAUUCAAUUUAAUUUCACAGAUUUUUUUAUUGUAAGGACUAAUUUUUUAAUAGAUCUAAGUCGAUUGCUUGGGUACCUCUGUCCCAUUCGUGUUUUUACCGUGAAACAGUUGUGUUUGCAUGGCUGUGUUUCGGUUUGAAGGGUGGGAUAUGGCGUGAAUUUACAGGGUACACAGGAAUAACACCUGAGUCCUCAGGAAUGGCAAAGCAUGGGGGGUAUCACGGGCGUAACAGUAUACUCUGUUAUGUCCUUGGUACUGCUCAGGUGGGCCGUUAGCUUGUUUGCCAUUCUAAGUUGUAUAAAAAAAAAGUCAAAAUUAUUGUAAUCAUAGUUUAUGACGAUUCGAAAGAUAAGUUUAGAAUAAUGGCACAUCACAAUCUUAUCCAAUGCCAGGUUCAAAAUAAACCUGUAAAAAUGUAUAUUUAAAAAAUAUUUUUUUAUAAUCUUUACACUUGGACAAUAUGAAGACUGUACAAGAUAUAAAUGUACCUACAAUAUUAUAUAAGAUACAAUAUGUAUUUUUUACACGUAUUUUACAAUAAAUUUAAACACAUAAAUUUUUAUUAAAUCCAAUGUAAUAUCGAAUUUUUGAUAUGAUAGACAAUUUAUUUACAUUACUUACAGCACACAAAUUACAAUGAAAUAAAAAAAAAAAAAAAAAACAUACACGUAAUACACAGCAAAAGAGACAAAAGAAUAAAAAUAAAAAAAGCACAAAUAAAAAAAAAAUACAAAAACAAAAUACAUAAUCUAACAAUCUCCUCUGUUACCAUUCCUUCACGCGUGUGCCAUAGUAACACAAAAUGGUGACAGCUCAGUUUAUUGCUUUGCCCUUAAAAGAGCAAUGAUAUGUCUUUUCGAGAAAUUUAUAUCGUUUAGAUAUAUAAUUUAUGUCGUUUUAGUAUUUAUUAUAUAAUCUAGUACUAUUUUUAAUAUGAAUUUAUACUGUUUUAUAUAUUAUUAAAUAAUAAUUAAUUUCAUAAUUACUGACACACAUAUUUUUAAAAGAUCUUUUUUUUUUACCAUAGUAUAAGAACUUGGAAUGAUAUUUUUUUUUUUAUUAAACUUUAUGACAAGGUAUUAGAUAUAUUUUCGACUAAUCAUAGAUUAUAUAUAGAUAGAGCGUCUCCAUACAAACUUAUUUUGAGAGAAGCGGCUCAACUUUUCCAUACAAUUUUGCUUAUGAGUGACUCCUUUAUAAUGUCUAUAUUUAUUUUGUCCGUCCCGGCGUCGCACGGGUGGACAUUUUUAACAUUUCCCUUCACUGCUCUGCUCCUAUUGAUCGUAGCGUGAUGAAAAGUAUACUAUAACCUGCCCAGGAGUAUGAAGAAUAAUUGUACCAAGUUUCGUUAAAAUCCGUCUAGUAGUUUUUGUUUCUAUAACGAACAUACAGACAGAUAGACAAAAAUUUUACUGAUUGCAUUUUUGGCAUCAGUAUCGAUCACUAAUCACCCUCUGAUAGUUAUUUUGGAAAUAUAUUUCAUGUACAGAAUUGACCUCUCUACAGAUUUAUUAUAAGUAUAGAUUAUAAUUUUUGCAUCCUUUUAAUGCGUAAACACUCAUUUUAUUUAUUAAAUAAUCAAAUAUAGAUACGUCAAAAUACAUUGUGUGCGUAAAUAUAUAUAUAAAACGAGUCAGCUAAUUUGACAAUUGGCUGACAAAAAGUUGAUCCGUUUUUGUGUCUCGAUGCUCUGUCUAUAUAGUCUAAGCGACUUUUAUAUUAUACAUAUUACAGAUUUGAAGAGAAUGACAAAUAUGUAAUAGAACAAACUGACGGUACUGACGAAUAUUACAUAUAUAGAUCCGUCAGUAUUCUACCACUAUGACGAUGUAAUAGAAAUCAUGAGUCAUUAAAAUUUCAUAGAUUCACUUGAAUUUUUCUAGUAGUAGCUUUUGAAUUGUGCAUCGCGAAAAGAAAUACAAGAAUAUUAAUUGGUGACAAUGUACGUUAAUUGUAAUAACGGUAGGUAUAAUUUCGUUUGAAGACACGUGAUUUUUGAUAUGUAUGUAUGUAGUUUAUUGCAAAAGAACUUAGUGAGAAAAGUGAGCAAGUUUCAUUGAAAUUUUACAUAGAAACAUCUCUUUAAAUGAAAUUAGUAACGAAUCGAAAUAAUAAUUCAAUUAAACGAUUUUUUAUUUGCAUUACUAUUUCUUUUUUUUUUAAUAAUAAAGUACUUUAUUUUCUCCGCAAUACCAGUAGUGAAUCUAUUAUAUCUAAUGUAAGUUAUUACAAGAGAUUUAUUUUCGAAGAUUACAUAAGUAACUAUUGGAUAUUUAUUUAUUUAAACUUUAUUGGACAAUAAAAUAUGGUACCAAAUGUAGACUUAAUGCUAUAGGCAUUCUCUACCAGUCAACCUUUAGGAAGUGGAGAAAUACGUAGAGAUAGUGCUUAAACAAAAAAAUUAUAUUUUAAUAUAAUAUAGCAAAUAACAUUCAUAAAAUAAACAUACAUAUUAAUAUAGUAUGUGGAAAAAGCAGCCAGCUUUCCAGCAUACUGAUACCUAAAUAUAAAACUGCAUUGUAAACUAUAUAUAUAUAU
Molecule: messenger RNA, 7620 nt
Organism: Galleria mellonella (greater wax moth)
Lineage: Eukaryota; Metazoa; Arthropoda; Insecta; Lepidoptera; Pyralidae
Gene: Ncc69
Product: bumetanide-sensitive sodium-(potassium)-chloride cotransporter-like
Exons: 24
Coding region: 317-3814 (1165 amino acids)
Biological process (GO): chloride ion homeostasis; chloride transmembrane transport; potassium ion homeostasis
Cellular component (GO): membrane
Molecular function (GO): sodium:potassium:chloride symporter activity
Source: RefSeq, a predicted model, not a curated record